AUGAGCACUGGGCAGGAUCACGGCACACAGCAGCAAAGAAUUUUCAGAAACCACCAGAGGCUUGUCCCGAUGAGUGACCAGCACCCCACCUUGGUGUGGCGCCCCCACUCAUCUGCUCCACCAUGUUCUGUGAUCUACCGCCUGCUGUCUACACCCAUGUUCCACAAGCACCUCCUGGUGGUUAGCGCAUGUCAUAGCUACAGGUUGUUCUGUUGUUCUGCCAUUUGGUCUAUUUGCAUAUUAGGGUUUUAUAUAUAUAAAGAUAAGGGCCCUCUCUACUCUAGUAUGACCUCAUCUUAA
Messenger RNA from Pipistrellus nathusii (Nathusius's pipistrelle), 300 nucleotides. Lineage: Eukaryota; Metazoa; Chordata; Mammalia; Chiroptera; Vespertilionidae. The record is from the annotation of a GenBank genome assembly.